CACUAUGACAGCACUGCCUGAAGGACAUGGCCACUUCCCGCUUACCCCCAGCGACACUAACGCUAAAGCAGUUCUUGAGAAGGCAACAAGUUCUCCUUCUCUACAGAAGGAUCUUGCAAGCAAUUCGACAAGUUCCAAAUGAUUCUGAUCGCAAAUAUCUGAAAGAUUGGGCAAGAGAAGAAUUCAAAAGAAACAAAAGUGCCACUGAAGAGGAUACAAUCCGGAUGAUGAUUACACAAGGCAAUAUGCAGCUCAAGGAGUUAGAAAAAACACUUGCUUUAGCAAAAUCUUAACUAUAGCAUUAUCCCGAAAGAUUUUCAAAGUCUCCAUGUGUCUUGUUGAGGUUAGGCUCAACGACGGCAGCCCAAAGCCAAGUCAAACUGUUUGUAUGUACAGCACUCUAGCAAAAUAUCAGAACAUGGAGCCUGGCAUGUCACAGAGCAAAGAAAAGCCCCAUCGGAACAAUUGCCGUAACACUGAAAAACAUAUCCUAUAUUUUGAAAAUAUUUCUGGAUUUGUCAGAAGGUUUUGUAAAAAGCAAAAAAACCUGUACAACAAAUGGUUAAUUAGAACAUAAAACAAUACUCAACACCAUUAUUUAUCUGGGAAAUGCAAAUAAAAACUACAAUGAGAUACUACACACCCACUAAAAUGGCUGUAAUUAAAAAAGGAGAGGGUAACAAAUCAUGGUGAAUAUGUGGAGAAAUUAGAACCCUCAUACAUUGCUGGUGGAAAGAAAAAAUAGUGCAGCUACUUUGGAAAACACAUUGUCAGUUACUCAAAAGGUAAAACAUAGUUACCUGACUCAGCAAUUUUACUCCUAGGUUUCCAACCAAGAGAAAUGAAUACACACAUCUACAAAACACUUGUACACAAAUGUUCAUAGCAGCAAAAUUUCAUAAUAGCCAAAAAAGUAGAAACAAUCCAAAUGCCCACCAACUGAUAAAUGGAUAAAUGAAAUAUGGCAUAUCUAUACAAUAAAACAUUAUUCAGCAGUAAAAUGGGGAAUGAAGUACUGAUACGUGCUACACACAGAUAAACCUUGAAAACUUAAGUGAAAGAGGCCAAUCACAAAAGAUCAUAUACUGUUUAAUUUCAUUUAUAUGAAAUAUGUGGAAUAGGCAGAAAGAUUAGUGGCUGCUAAGGCUUUGGGUGGAAUGGGGAAUAACCUGAUCUAGGUUUUCUCUGUGGGGUGAUGAAAAUAUUCUAAAGUUAGAUUUUGGUGUUGGUUGUACAACUCUGUGAAUAUACUAAAAUCCAUUGAAAUGCACAUUUCAUAUGUAUAGUAUAUGAAUAAUACAUCAAUAAAGCUGUGUUUAUUUUAAAAAAUUUUUUUCCUUGACCCAGAGA
Molecule: messenger RNA, 1350 nt
Organism: Molossus molossus (Pallas's mastiff bat)
Lineage: Eukaryota; Metazoa; Chordata; Mammalia; Chiroptera; Molossidae
Gene: LYRM2
Product: LYR motif containing 2
Exons: 3
Coding region: 27-293 (88 amino acids)
Cellular component (GO): mitochondrion
Source: RefSeq, a predicted model, not a curated record